AAAAGGAGAAAAAAAAAGGGGGGUCCAGUAGGCUUAGUAAACAUUUCUGGAAAUGAUAAUGCAAUUUAGAUGAGGGCAUUGGGUCUCUACCGUCAACAUGACACUAGAAUGACUAGAUGUUGUAUCAUCGAAAACUGAAAACGUAAUUUGCCAAGAGCUAGAGGUUGCUCUGAGAGGAAACAGAGAAGUUGUAGAAUUUUUCAUGCUUGCAUUUUUGCGAUUGGAGAACAUAGUAGAAUUCCAAUUCAAAACUCGCUGAUCAAAUUUUAAGCGAGUACAUAUCUAUAUCUAAUUUUCUUUCAGUUUCACGGGGUUCUACCUCCUGAUAGAAUGAAGUCUUGAAUUAUGCGAUUAGACUACUUGGAGUUUGUUUACGAACGUUAAAUAGGACUCAUGGUUAGAUCCAAUUUCUCACAUAGCGAUAUUAUUUCCUGAAUUAAAGAAAGAUUUCAUCUAUUAUUAGCCCAGCAUGUGCUAAAAAGGUUUGUGGAAAAAAUUUGUUUAAGUGGGUGUGGUUAUUCAGAAUUGAUCCUUCAGAUCGAAAAAAUCAUCAUGGCUUUAGCCAGAACAAAGUCAUCACAGACAACUUACAGUUGUCCUUUCUGUGAAUACAAAAGUAAGGUAAAAGGAAGCUUUGAAUCACAUCUGCAUCAGGAGACUGGCUACAAGACGUUUCUUUGUGCAUUCUGUUCUGAAGAUUUUAUAAAGGAAGUUGAACUUUCAGAUCAUUUUCAGAAAACUCACUGUAAUCAGAAGGUCUCGUUUACACGUAGAACCAUGCCGGAAAUCGAAGAAUGGAUCAAGCGCUUGAUAGAUUUUCAAAGCAGUAAAAGCUACGUGUCACUUCACAGAUACCCCAACAAAUCUUCAAGUGAAAGUGCUGUUGACAGGUAUUUCUGUUCUAUUUGUAAACGGUAUAAAAGGGACAUUGUAACUCUGAAGCGACACAUUUUUAGUCACUUACAGUAUCGACCUUACAAGUGCAUACAUUGCUCAUUUCAAGCAGUUUCAGCAUCUGGUGUAAGAGUACACACACGAGAUACCCACAGAAAAGAGGAAAAUGAUUUUAAGGUGGUCAGUAUAACUCGGAUUGACGAUUUUGUGGAAGAAAUCGUUAAUUAUCAACGACCAUCUCAUUUUACAAAAACAAAGGAGAAAAGCAAUGAAGUACGUGAUGUCCCAGCAAGCGAAAAACUGGGAAAGAAACGUAAGGAAAUUCAAGUUAAGAGUAUACGUCCCAGCAAAAAUAUAGUUCUAAAGACAGUUUCACAAUUAGGAAAAUCUGUUGAUACUUUGAAGGUCAGAAUCAUGAAAAACAAGUCUAACACGGAUAAUAAUAAUAAAACGUGUAAAAAACAAGUCAAUAAAAAACUGCCCAUCAGAAAAAUGAAGACCUCCAAAAAACCUUCUUUGAAAAUUAAGAUAAAGAAAAAUACACAAAAUCUAUUUGAAAAGGAAAUAUUACCAAAGCUGUCUACCAGUGAACCUUAUAUUUUAGAACAACAUACAAAUAAAAAAAGUACCAAAGAAAAACUUGGAAUAAAUAAAACAUUGAAAAAAUAUGGAGUCAGAAAAGUUACUCUUAGAAAUUACAGCAGAAUGCCAAAAAAUCUGAAACUUAAUGAACAUUUGAUUACAUGCAUUGAGGAAAAAUGCAAAUCACAGUUAUCAGCUGUUAAGUCAGCGCAUCAUGAAGACAAGAAAUACAUUUGUGUGGAGGAAGAGCAAGUCAGUCUGCCUCAGUUAAAAUUUCAAGCCCCACUAUUAAAUACUUCUUCCGAGCAGAAAUUAAACAAUGAAGUAGUUGAAAGUUAUUGCAGCGAACAUGUAUGCGAUAACAAACACUUGCUACCGUUUGAAGGGAACGGGAGAAAUUUUGAAUCUCAUUGUAUAGCAGACCACGAUUAUACUAUGUUUCCUGAAAAUAAGGUUAUGGAAAACAAGUUCUCUUCUCAGAAAUUCACAGCUGAAACAAAUGUGGAGGAAGAGAAUUUACAAAAGAGACUGGAAGAGACGGGAAAAAUGUACGAAGAAACGUUCAUUACAGAACAACUAGAAUUAAUGGAUGACUAUGUACUUCUGGAUAAACAAAGUGAUUUAUGUGGGGAACAAGUAAAUAAGGUCGAGAAAAUUGAAAGAAGAGGAUUUAAUGAGAAACAAAACAUGUCUGGAGAAAUAAUCCAGGUAUAUAUUCGAAAACUGAAACAAAAGACUGAUGAAAAUCAUGAAACAAAGAAUGACAACGAAGAAUGGAAGAAACAGUUAUUUGAGAAGGAAUACUCUAAAGCUUCAAAUCUAUUAAAAGAAUUAAAUUAUAAAAGAUCGAAACUUUUCUUAGAAAAGUUAAAUGAGGAAAAUGAAAAAACAAAAUUUCAAAAUAAUUAUGAGGAAGCUUUCCAUACUUCACAGCUAGAAAAAGAUUAUUUGAAAAAUGUGAAAGGAAAUGAAGAAAGUUGUGGAAUGCACACUCAGUUUUUAUGUGAAGAAUCAAAAGAAGUGAGAAAACUGGAAAAUGAACUUCUUGCAAAAUCCAAAUCUCCCAAACUUUUAACAAAAGAGCACAGUUUUGAUACCAAUCAUAAUCUAGAUUUGAUUGGUAAAAUAAAUAAGAGUUUCGGGAAAAAAACUGGUAAAACAUGUGAUAAAGACAGCUCAUGUUGUAAAGAAAAAACCGAAGAACAUCAAGAAUUAAUGCAACAGUUAAAUGAACCAGAAGACGAGAAGGAAGGUGAAACAUAUCCACUUUCUGAGAAAGAUCAAGAAAAAGAAUACCAAUAUGAGAUAAUACCUGAAAAAAAUGAAGAGAUCAUUGAUUCUGAAAGUAAAUUUGAAAACAGUCAAGAAAAUGUUUUACAGUUUAAUGGGAAACAGUGGAAAGGCUUUAAAGAUGAAGUCAAACAGAAGAUUGAUAAUAGGCUAAAAGAUGCUGUGAAGUUACACGUAGAAGAGGCGUAUAUGGAUAAUCAAGAAACUAUAAAACAGGCAGUUAGACAGCAAAUAAACAAUAAAGAGGAUAUCACUUGUCAGAAUGAAAAGGGAACAUUUUCUCAAGAACCAGGGAAAGAGUGUAGAGGUGAAAGCUCAAUAUGCAAAAAUUAUCUGAAGUUUGAAAACCGUAAGCAAAAGGAAAAAGAACAACAGCCAGGGAAGAAGAUCAAAAAUUCUGAAGAAACCACAAAGCAGGCUGAUAGUCAUCAAAUAGUUGAAAAUGAAGGAAUUACUUUUAAACAUGAACCGGGAAAAUUACAUGAAGAAAACCUUGAAAACUUCAUAAAAGUUGAGGAUAAAAAAGAAAAUAUGCAAAUACGUAUGGCACAGAAAACAAGUUGGAACAAAUUGAGACAUUCAUACAAAAGAGAUAAGGGGGUAAAUUUAAUGGGAGAGUCAGAUAAAGAUAUUAACACCUCAACACAUCAAGAUGGAACAUCUAAAGUAAAAGAUUUGUUUCUACUGAAUAAUGAAAACUCACUAAACAAUCAGAAUUGUGAGUCCAAGGAGAUAGACUUGAAUAUGAUUUACCUGGAGUUGCAAAAUGAAUUUAAAGAUAAGACUGAAGAGUAUUAUUACAAUACAACACAGAGGCAAAAAGUUAAGAAGGUACAGGACGAUCAGCUCACUAUUGAUGGAAAGAAAUCUGACCACCAUUAUCAGAAAUUAAAGAAACGAAAAGUUGUUGCUUGUCAAGAUAGAUUUAAAAACAAAAUAAAAAAGUUAGAUUGUUCUAUCCAGGAAGUGCCUGUGAACUGCCAUAGGAAAUUGAAACAUAACAGUGAGCAGAUUGUAAUGCAUGGUAGAAGAUUGGAGAACUCGGGAACCCCAAAAAUUGAAAAUCGAAUUAGAUUCUGGGAGAACGAUAAGAAGAAGAAUUCAGCUGAAGUAAAUGACAAAUCGAGUGACCGGGUUCUGUAUACAAACAGGUCUGAAGUAAAGUAUAGCAAGUGCAAAAGUCGUCGGAAGAAAACAAAAAAUGAAAAACGGAUUGAUUCAUUUGAAAAAUUAUUAUGUGGUCCUGUCCAUGGUGCUGGUAGUUUCACAAGUAAUUCUGAGGUAAAGGAUUCAAAACUUAUGAAGCAAAAAAAAUCUUUAGUGAAUCUGUGAAUGUGAAAUUUCCCUUAAAAAAUGUUCCAACUCGAAGCAAGAGAAACAGAAAACCUCCUCAGUGUUUAUGUUGUUCCCAUUCUCCUCAAGAAAACUCGGUGAAAUCAUUUAAAAGUAGUCAAAGUCCAGCAU
Molecule: messenger RNA, 4230 nt
Organism: Limulus polyphemus (Atlantic horseshoe crab)
Lineage: Eukaryota; Metazoa; Arthropoda; Merostomata; Xiphosura; Limulidae
Product: biorientation of chromosomes in cell division protein 1-like 1
Exons: 4
Coding region: 553-4098 (1181 amino acids)
Biological process (GO): regulation of transcription by RNA polymerase II
Cellular component (GO): nucleus
Molecular function (GO): RNA polymerase II transcription regulatory region sequence-specific DNA binding; DNA-binding transcription factor activity, RNA polymerase II-specific
Source: RefSeq, a predicted model, not a curated record